AGGCUACUGUGUAUAAACAACUCGAAACCAGUCCGAAAAAAAACCCUUCUAGUUGAGUUUUGUUGCCGCAAGUAUUGUUUCAGAAAUAUUUAUUGGUUCACUGGGGCACCAUUUUGUAGAAUAUGUAUUACAAUACGAAAACUGCAGUACCCGUCAUUGAUGUGAUGUGAUCAUGCUAAUUAAGAUAGCAAUCUAUUAACUAGCUAAAAAAAUACAAAAAUACAUCAUCAUAGAAAACACUGACACAGUUUAUGUAUUUUAAAGAGGAGACAUAAAAGCAAUGCAUCUUUUUUGUAAAAUCAUGUUUUUUUUGUUAGGGUAAUGUUUGUCUAUACAGCAUAUAUUUUCUCGUAUAAAUAGUAUAAAAAUAAAUGCAGAACAUAAACUGUGUCUUUUCCAUCAAAAGAGAAUUUUUUGUCAUGGUAAGUCACAUUGCACGGCUGUUGUUAUUACAGCUAUUUCCGUGCUGCUUUAUAUAUGAAAAAUUGCCCUGGAAAUCUGAAUAGUUUUAUUUUUAAGGCAUGUCAACUUUAAUGUUUUCAAAUAAACGCUAUCGGUCUCUGCAACAAAACAGCCACAAGACAGAUGAAUGCCUCCUGCUUUUAAUGGACAGCCCUCAUCUUUGUUUGUGCACAGGAGUUAUAUGCACAGCGCAAAGCCAGACAGCCAUCAACUUGACUUAUUUUGUUGCAGGAGAACUAGAUGCUCUCUCCUGCCCUGAAUAUCAGGAGGGCUUUGAUGGCUCCUGCUACAAGUUUGUGGGUCUGCAGCGUCCUUUCCUCGGUGCCCAGAAAUGGUGCGAGAGACGAGGAGGACACGUAGCCUUCAUCCUGAAUGACGAGACGCAGCGGUUCCUUCAGAGGCACCUCGAUCCAAAGAAAGACUGGUGGCUCGGACUGGCGCCUGCUGCACCGAACCUCACUCUGGAAACUGAUGCCACUGCGGUUUCUCUGGCGUGGCUGGAUGGCUCAGAUGUCAGCUACGAUAAUUGGGCGAACAAGCCUGAUGCACAAGCAUCCUGUGGACAUAUUGUCAAAAUGUCAGGCUUCCGGUGGGAAGCGUCAGAAAAUUGUACUCGGGAACUUAACUUUAUCUGCCAGUUUGAUUCUAGGAGAUCUAUUGCCUGUGACGGCCAAAACGCCACAUUGCAGUGCGGCUCUGGUCAAGUCAUAGAAAUAGAUGAUAGCUUCUAUGGUCGAAAAACAGUUCACUACUGCCGGACCAAACUCCCCACCACGCCCUCACCUCCUCAGGAUAAGUGCACCUGGACAGAUGUCGCAGACUCGGUGAAAGGGAGUUGCCACGGACUACAGGCCUGCCAAGCUCCAGCAGAUGCCAAGUCUUAUGGUGAACCCUGUCCUCUGUUAGGAAGUUACUUGUCUGUGGAGUACCACUGCAAAGAUGGACUCCACUUGCUGAUGAGUAACUUGGCAGCGGUAUUUGAUAAUGUUACUAUCAAUAUCAAGUGGCUCCUGCAACCUUAUGAGGGAAACCUUACAUGCGCUCUGAAUGCUGGAGAUGGCCACACUAUUGAUGCCAUCACCCCAGAAGAGACGGAGAGCACAGUAAUGCACAAAUUCAAAACCCCUGGACUUUUUGUGGUCACAAUGGAGUGUUCUACCAGUGAUUGGCAUGUGACAGCCCAAAAAGCCAUCAGCAUCCAGGAGCCUGUGGGUCAGUUUGGAGACAUCAAGUGCCAUAGUACCAACACAUCAGACGGUAGCACUAACUGCACCCUGCUUUACAACGGAGGGUCUGUUGAAGUUCAGGUCACAGUGGAAACAGGCACAAACGUUACCUACAUACUUCAAUAUGAGGAUGUUAUACUUGCAAACACCUCGGCUGACCAAGGGAUCACACCCCACAAUGUUACAUUGAAUUCAAGUGCAGUGGAGCAGCUUAGGCAUGGCUGUAACAACCUGACUUUAAGCGCCUUCAAUAAGGUCACAACCCAAGCAGUGUCCACCCAGUUUGAACUGUGUCUGCUGGAGCCUGUUGAGGGGCUGCAAGCCUCAGUGAUAGCAGAGGAAGACCAGUGUCCCGACUCCAGUGACCUCAUCGUUGGUGUCUCGCUGGAGCGUGGAGCCCCUGUGCAGCUUCUCUUUACACUGACUGUCAACAAUGUCACUCACCUGGAGACCAGAGACAUGCUCAAUGGAAGCUUACAAACGUAUACCUUUGGAAGGCCAGUUGAAGGUUUGUUUGAAUUGACUGUGCAAGCUUUGAAUGCUUUCUCGGCCUCCGAUUUUAACGUGAGCCUAGAAAGCAUAUUCCUGGCAUGCAAGAACUACUCUGACUUUGAAAACAUGGCUACUGGUGAAUCUUAUGACUUGAAAGUAAUUUCUACUCCAGAAUCUGUGGUUGACUCCACUCACAAUGUCACCCUCAGCAUUAAUGGAAGUGUUUCAUUACCCAGCAAAGGACUCAAAUAUAAGUGGAAUUGUAGAGGGGACUGCAAAUGCAGCAAUCAAACAAAUUACGAAACACACGUGAUUGACAAACAGUGUCUUCCGAAUCCAUUUGAGAUGGCCGUCUACACUGUGACUGUGAAGAAAACGGCCUGGUUUAGAAAAUGGGUCCGACUAGCUUCUGCUUCCAAGUGCAUUGCUGUUGUUCCAGAGGAAUUAAAAAAUGUCACCGUCAGUUGUGAUAAUUGCACUUCAAUUAAUGUGAGCAACCCUGUAAAGCUGAGACUGAGCUGUGUGGCGACUUGCCCAGAUGUCAACUGGUACAUGGAGGAUCCAAAACCUCUGAGGGGUGAUCUUAAAAACUGUUACUCACACGAAAGAAGAAGGCCACUGAUGAAGAAGCAACAGGGCAACUCAGAGUUUCUUGUAAACAUCCAACAGCUGAAAUAUUCAAGGGAGAAUUUGGUGAACAUCACUGUGAUUGUUCAAGGAAAAUCAGAGCUAGGCUAUGCCAAGUACACACUACCCAUACCGGAUCCGGAGCCAACUGAAGCCCCUUCAGAUGCCGCCCCUCCGACGUGCAGCAUCUUUCCACUAUCAGGCACUGUGCUUGACUCAUUCGAUAUCAUCUGCCAAGCUGGUUCUUUCUGUUCUUCGGGCUGUCUGUAUUGCUUCAAGACAGACAGAGGCAAACAUCUGCGUUGCAGUAAUAAAGAAUUGGUGAAAUCUGUUUUAUUGCCCGUUGGAGAUGAGAAGAACAAUUACAAUUUGUCUAUUGUGGUGACUGUCAAAAAUAAAUAUACAGAAGUUACCACGGCCGUCCACACUCAGGUUCGGAACAACAACUCCAGUGCUUCCGUGGAGACUCUGCAGUCAGUUUUAGAAGACACAGUCUCCCAGUUAGAGCAGGAUGGUCUUCUCUCUGGCGAGGCCCUCGGCCAAAUAGUCACCUCUGUAGCUGACCUGCUCAACACCGAGACUGACGAGGAUCAGAAGGACGCAAGGAAGAAGCUUAGAGAGCAGAUGCUGACCAAAAUGACCGCAGUGCUGCUGGACUCUCCAUCAAACACCAGUCACGAGGUACAUGUGACAGCCAGAGCUGUGGCUGAACUCACACAGCGCUCAGAUGAGCUCAGCCCCGCUGCCCAGGAAGAAGCAAGUUCAUUGUUGGUGGACCUAAGCUCCUCCCUCAACACUAUCAGUGUUAAUCAGGAUAUUAGCGGUGACGAUGGAGAAGUUGUGGAUGGAGCUGCACCAAUAGUUGAAGCGGCCAGUAAUAUUUUGAAUGCUUCGUCAAAUCAAAAGGUUUCCAACUCCCUUCUGACUGGGAUAAACAAUGUACAGAAUGCCUUGUUGAAUCAUAAAAAGUUGAAUGGAGAUCCUAUCAUCAUUGACUCUCAUCAGAUCAGUGUGUAUGUCAACAGACUUUCUCCAGAAAACAUGCAGAUGCAGGAUAUAAACAUCGAGAGGGGCAGCGCGUCUAGAUUUUCUUUUCCAACUCUGCCUUCUGAUGUUUUCUUAUCAGAUGAGCCUGUGGAUGUCAGAAUGAUGAGUUUUGAAAAGAACCCGUAUUCGUGGAAAGGUGGAAACAUUUCGGGAACUGUGGGAUCUGUGUCUCUCACAAGAACGAAUGGCACUGUCAUCCCUGUUGAGAAUUUGCCUGAGGAAAUUGAGAUUAUCCUCCCCAGGCUGGAUGUUGGGCUGGAGAACAGUACAGUUCUGGACCUGGCCAAUUUCAGCACGUUAAUAAUCGAUGUUCCUUCACCUGACGUUACAUUGGUGCUGAAAAUGGAUCCCUCUGAAAACAUUACCUUCAUGGUACUCCUGGGGUACAAGAAUUAUCCAACAACUGAGGAGUAUGUGGCCAAAACUCAGAUGCCUCUUGAGAAUGUGAAAGAAGAGGAAAAAUAUACCUGGGUCCUCAGUCCGAAAGAAAGAUCAGGAGAUGCUGGCGUCCACUUUCUCGUCCUGAAGCCCAAAGUAGAACCAGGUGUCAAAUCUGUUAAUGCUACAGUCAGUAUUGUAACCAUUGCAGCCCAGUGCAAGUACUGGGAUGAAGAAGGGUCAUCUUGGAGUGAAGAGGGCUGCAGGGUAAAUGUGAAACCUUUUGUUCCAUCUGAGAAAGGUGAAUUUUCCAAAACAUCACCCACUGCUGGUUUUUGUUUAUUCUUUCUGCAGGUUGGCCCACUCACCACGCCUUUGCUCACUCAGUGUCUGUGUAACCACUUAACUUUCUUUGGAAGCUCUUUCUUUGUCAUGCCAAACUUAGUGGACGUGACGCGCACCGCAGAGCUUUUCACCACUUUCUUUAAUAAUCCUGUGGUUGUGUGCUUUGUGGGGGCCAUUUUCUGUGCUUAUCUUCUGGUGGUUGUAUGGGCGCGCAGAAAAGACAUACAGGACUCAGCGAAGGUCAAAAUAACCGUGCUUGAAGAUAACGACCCAUUGGCAGAAUACUGCUAUAUGCUGACUAUCGGCACAGGGCAUCGGCAUGGUGCAUCCACCUCCUCACAGGUGACGCUAACCCUGCUGGGGACAGAGGGUGAAAGUGAACCCCACCACCUGAGUGAUCGAGAGAAACCUGUGUUUGAAAGGGGCGGGGAGGAUGUAUUUCUCUUGACCACACACUUUUCCCUUGGAGAGCUGCAGAGCAUCAGGCUGUGGCACGACAACUCAGGCACACACCCUGCAUGGUAUGUCAACAAAGUAAUGGUGCAAGAUCUGGAGACUGGACAGAAGUGGCACUUUCUCUGUAAUUCCUGGUUUGCUGUCGACGUCGGGGAGUGCACUCUCGACAAGGUCUUCCCAGUGGCCACUGAAGAGGAUUUGAAGAGAUUUAGCAAUCUGUUCUUUAUGAAGACCGCUAAGGAUUUCCGUGAUGGACACAUCUGGUUCUCGGUCAUCAGUCGACCUCCAUGCAGCACCUUCACUCGUGUACAGCGAGUGUCCUGCUGCUUUUCCUUGCUGCUCUGCACGAUGUUGACUAGCAUCAUGUUUUGGGGCAUCCCUACGGAUCCCUCAGAGCAGACCAUGGACCUGGGUCACAUCGAAUUCACCUGGCAACAGGUCAUGAUUGGCAUUCAAAGUUCGAUCAUCAUGUUUCCUAUCAAUCUCCUCAUUGUGAGCAUCUUCAGAAACACUCGUCCUCGGGAAAAAGCGCCGAAAUCUGACAAGACCAAGCAGGGGAAGACUGUUCGAGUGUCUCCCUCGCAAACCUCUUCUCCUCAGAAAGAGCAGAAGGACAUCACACCAGACACAGUGCUGAAGGACAUAAAAAGGAUAGCCCAGUCACUGUCAAAGGCCAUGAAGAGUCCCCUCCCUCAUUUGGCCCUUCGACCUGGUCAACAGACUGAUAUCAACACUCUUUUGUCUCUGGUGGAAGACAUCAUUAGGCAGCAAAACCGAACCUCCUCUGACUUCUACACUGAUACCGCUAAAAGAGAACGCUCAAUCCUCAGUCUAGGGGCAGUCGAUCUUCAAGAAAAGAGCGUUUGGGGCAGUCCAGAGAAGACCUCAGAUGGGGUUCAGAAGAAGAGCAACAACAGCAGGUAUCUGUACAGGCAGCUGCGUCAUGUUGAGAAGAAGCUGGGUUUUCUGGGAUCGUCUCGAUUUCCAAACCCAGACAUCUAUAACAAAGCCAUGCAGCAAGUUCAGGGGAUGAAGAAUCUGCUCGAGUUUCACCUGCCAUCUCACAGCCUAGAUGGAGAACAAUCAGAGCGUAGUCCCAGUCCAGAAGAGAGUGUCAACAAGGGCCCUGCCAAGAAAUGUUGUCAAGGCGGGCUGCCCUGGUGGUUUGUCUUUGUUGGCUGGAUAUUGGUGAUAGCAACCAGCGGUGUAUCUGGAUACUUUACCAUGAUGUAUGGGCUGACCUACGGGAAAGAUCGCUCUAUAAGCUGGUUGAUCUCCAUGGUGGUGUCCUUUUUUGAAAGUUUGUUCAUCACACAACCUCUUAAGGUUCUUGGCUUCGCUGCUUUCUUCGCUCUUGUUCUGAAAAAAGUGGAUCAGGAGGAAUACGGAGAGGCUCAGAUUGACGAGAGCCUCAAGAAUUCUGAUGAUCCAGAUGGGGUGCGAGCAGCACGGAGAGACAGCACGUGCAGUUUCUACCAGCCACCACCUCCGACAGACAUAGAGAAGAUGAGAAACAACAUGAUUAAAGAGCAGAAAGUAUUUGCUCUCAUUAGGGAGAUUCUUGCCUACAUGGGGUUUAUGUGGAUGUUGCUCCUGGUGGCAUAUGGACAGAGGGAUCCCAAUGCUUAUUUCCUGACCCAGCAUAUUCGACAGAGCUUUAGCAAAGGCAUCUCUGACACGAUGAGCAUUCAAGAUGUGUUCAACUGGGCAAACACAACUCUGCUGAGCAACUUGUUCGGAGAACACCCAGGCUUCAUCACAGACGGAAACUCAAAGCUAGUGGGGAACGCUCGUCUCCGCCAGCUGAGGGUACAGAACAACUCUUGUCACGUGGCACGCCGCAUGCAACAGGCUGUGCAUGACUGUCAUGCGCUGUACUCAUGGGAGUCAGAGGACAUGGGCUCCUACAGCCCAGGCUGGAAUUACUCGGAGGCCGAUAACACAUCACAGAACCUUCCCAGUCCCUGGAAGUACCAGUCCCAGAGUAAACUGAGGGCCUACCCCAUCUGGGGAAGCAUGAUGCUCUACGGGGGCGGAGGCUUUGUGGUGGCUCUUGGACCAGAUUUAGACAACUCCAGCAGAUCGCUCCAGUAUCUUUAUGAAAACCGCUGGUUCGAUGCGUACACCCAAGCAAUAUUUGUUGAGUUCACCGUGUACAACGCCAAUGUCAACCUCUUCUGCAUUGUCAGACUCAUGCUGGAGACCACAGCCAUAGGGGCUUUCCAGUUCCGGAGUGAGCUCCAAAAUGUUCGGCUGUACCAAUCGACUGGGGGCCUGCACAUCUUUGUCAUGGUCUCCGAAGCCAUCUACUUCCUCUUCAUUAUUUAUUAUAUGUUUGUUCAGGCAAAGCUGAUGAAGCAACAGAGAUGGGCUUAUUUCAAGAGUAAAUUGAACCUGCUCGAGCUGGCAAUCAUCCUUCUCAGUUGGAGCGCCCUCGCCGUCUUUAUCAAGAGGACUCUGCUGGGGAAGCGGAACAUGGAGUACUACCAGAACCACAAAGACCAAUAUGCCAGUUUUCACGAGACAGCCAAGGCCGAUGCAGUGCUGGGCUAUCUGAUUGCCUUCCUGGUGCUGUUGGCCACAGUGAAACUGUGGCACCUGCUGAGACUCAACCCUAAGUUGCACAUGAUCACAGCAACACUCCAGCGAGCCUGGACUGAUAUCUCUGGCUUCCUGGUGGUCCUGACCAUCAUGUUUCUGGCCUACUCCAUCGCUUCUAACCUGAUGUAUGGGUGGAAGCUGUAUUCCUAUCGCACUCUAUUUAACGCUGCCCAGACCAUGGUCAGCCUGCAGCUGGGCAUCUUUAACUACGAGGAGAUUCUCAAUUACAACCCCAUCCUGGGUGCCUUCCUCAUUGGCUCCUGUAUCGUGUUUAUGACGUUUGUGGUGCUCAAUCUCUUCAUUUCUGUCAUCCUUGUGGCCUUCAGUCAAGAACAGAUACAUCACAAGCCAUCCGAGGAGGAAGAGAUAGUGGACCUGAUGAUGCUGAAACUUUGUAGUCUGUUCGGAAUUAAAUGUAAGAGCAAGCAAGGGGACGACGGCCUGACCGAGAAGGUCGGACUUUCAUCUGCUUCCGAUAACGGAAUCGCUACAAUUUCUCCAGGGCGUGUUGACAACGACUCGUAUGUGCUACUUUAGUCAACUUUAUUAUAAUAUAGAAUGUAAAACCAUGUGUGCUUUGCUACUGUUGUUGCUUUUCAGCGUUUGCUUCAUUCUGUGCUGUUGACUGCAUGUCACAGCCCAAGUAAGUGCUUUAUUUAUUAACUAUAUCCUCCAGAUAUGUCUAUAUUGUAAGAGAAGCCGAAUCAGUUAGAAAUUGUAGGAAUUAAUAUGUAUCGUACACAUUGAAGCACUCAAUUUAUGCUGCUGUAUAUUUAAAGCCAACUUGGGUCAUGACAGUGAUUCUAUUGAGUAGAAUAAUAUUUGCUCAAAGUGCCAUUUUGUAUUUAUAACAGCGUGACCGCUUAGAUGCUGAAAAUGUUUUUUGUUAUUCUGUAAACCACUUCUUCAGUAGAGUAAAAUGUAUUCACAAAAAAUCCAAUGUCUUUACUGUGCAACAUGAACAAUAGCUGCUGAAAAGAGAUGAAAACAUAUAUUUAAGUAUUAUGUGGCAUUUAUUUUGAUGGUAUUAUCAGAUUGUACAAACAAAUCCUUGAAGUAAGUUUGCUUUCAAGUUAACGCGUUAUGAUCUACUAAAAAAACGUGAAGUGCUUUUUUAUUGUGUGGUGUACUUAUGGGGAAUUUGCGUACCCUUGUGGAGUUGCCCUCUGUAGAAGAGAUGCAGGAUGGGGAACAUGGAAUAGAUGAAUGUAAUAGGGCGAGCAGUCAGAUAUAAAUAAAAUAAAAUAAAAGAAAGCAAGCAUGAUAGUCAACAAAACCAACAUUAUUACGAUAAAAUGUUCCUUUAAGUAAUUUUAACCGUUUGUGCAAUGCAGUUUUGUUUUUAAAUU
Molecule: messenger RNA, 8983 nt
Organism: Phycodurus eques (leafy seadragon)
Lineage: Eukaryota; Metazoa; Chordata; Actinopteri; Syngnathiformes; Syngnathidae
Product: polycystin-1-like protein 2
Exons: 42
Coding region: 522-8171 (2549 amino acids)
Biological process (GO): detection of mechanical stimulus; kidney development
Cellular component (GO): membrane
Molecular function (GO): calcium channel activity; protein binding; calcium ion binding
Source: RefSeq, a predicted model, not a curated record